AUGCAUCAAUACACUUUAUUAAUACUUUUUAUUGCUAUUAUACAAUUUAACUGCGCAUGUUUUAUUACUAAUUGUCCAAUUGGUGGUAAACGAAGUUUACAUUUAAUAAAUAAUCUUCAAAAUCAUCAAUGUCCACGUUGUGGAUUAACUGGUCAAUGUUUUGGUCCAGCAAUCUGUUGUACUGAUUUAGCUUGUCGCAUUGGUCAUCCAUCAGAUAUUCGUCAAUGUUCAGCUGAGGAUCAUAAUCUUACACCAUGUAUAAUUAAAUCUCCUACGUGUUCAACUGUACCAAAUGGUCGAUGUGCUGCUAAUGGAAUUUGUUGUGGUACAGAAUCAUGCCAAAUCGAUGAAACUUGUUAA
This is a messenger RNA of Adineta steineri, 360 nucleotides long. Lineage: Eukaryota; Metazoa; Rotifera; Eurotatoria; Adinetida; Adinetidae. The record is from the annotation of a GenBank genome assembly.